Messenger RNA from Stegostoma tigrinum, 4404 nucleotides. RefSeq names its product zinc transporter ZIP3-like. NCBI's taxonomy places the organism in Eukaryota, Metazoa, Chordata, Chondrichthyes, Orectolobiformes, Stegostomatidae. The transcript is spliced from 3 exons. Bases 423 to 1370 code for a protein of 315 amino acids. Gene Ontology annotation, molecular function: zinc ion transmembrane transporter activity. Gene Ontology annotation, cellular component: plasma membrane. The record is from RefSeq and is a predicted model, not a curated record. Gene Ontology annotation, biological process: zinc ion transmembrane transport.
GGCACGGAGGAAGCCAAGUGAAAAUUGCGGGGCGGCAACGUCGCUGUUAAUUAUUUCGCAGCGGAAACCUUGAAUUCGAAUGUAAACCAAAACAAACCCGAUUUUGCUGCGUAUUUUAUACAAGGAGGGAACGAGCCCCCGGGAGGGGGCUGGUUGACUGUGGGUGGCAUCACCUCGGGACACAAACACACACACACGCAGCGCUUCCUGAAUAAAAGGCUUUGAAGGUGGAUGGUUACAAUGAAUUUGGAGAUAUUCACAAAUCGUUGGACAGCUUGUUAAGUGGGCCAAGGCUUCCCGCUCUUCGGAAAGGAAAGAUGACAGACAACAGAAUUCAGCUGUAAAUUGAACUCGAGCACCGCCAUCUCUGUGUCUUUUAAUUCACUUCAUGAAAGCAGAUACAACGUAACUUGGAUUUGAAGAUGAAUAUUUUGGUGACAAAAGUCUUCUGCAUGGCUGGGGUUUUCAUCCUAAUGAUGUUGGGCUCACUGUUGCCUGUUCGAAUGAUCCAAAUUGACUAUGAAAAAGCACACAAGUCCAAGAAGGUGCUCUCACUUUGCAGUUCAUUUGGUGGUGGAGUAUUUCUGGCAACCUGCUUCAAUGCUUUGUUGCCAGUUGUAAGGGAAAAGGUUCAAGAGGUUCUUAAGCGUGGAAACAUAUCAAGUGACUAUCCGCUGGGUGAGACAACAAUGAUGGUGGGAUUUUUUCUGACUCUUUUUGUCGAACAAUUGAUUCUGACAUUUCAAAAGGAGAAAACAUCCUUCAUUGACUUGGAGACAUUCAAUGCGGGCUCGGAAGCGGGUAGCGAUUCUGAGUAUGAGAGCCCCUUCAUUUCACCUGGACGAGGUCAGAGCAACCUGUACAGCCGCAACUAUCCUUCACAUAGCCAUUCUUUCAACUUGUUGGAGCUGCCUCAUUCCAGCCCUUUGCGUUUGCUCAGCCUCGUGUUUGCCCUGUCUGCUCACUCUGUGUUUGAGGGUUUAGCCCUGGGCUUGCAGGAGAAAGGAGCAAAGGUCAUCAAUUUGUUUAUUGGAGUGGCAGUCCAUGAGACACUGGCUGCUGUGGCAUUGGGAGUGAGCAUGGCUAAAGGCGGUGUGCUGAUGAAAGAUGCACUGAAGUUAGCCGUGAUGGUCAGCGCAAUGAUACCAGCUGGAAUAGGCAUCGGGAUGGGCAUUCAGAGUGCCGACAGCCUCGGCAGUCACAUUGCAUCAGUUGUACUGCAGGGUUUUGCAGCUGGGACAUUUCUGUUUGUCACUUUCUUUGAAAUUCUAGUGAAAGAAUUUGAAGAAAAGCAUGACCGCCUUCUGAAAGUACUUUCUCUGAUCCUGGGGUACACAUUACUGGCUGGGUUUGUCUUUCUAAAGUGGUAACAUUUUGCCUUGGUUCAGCUUGCACUACAAUGAAGGCACAUGACCAUCUCACUCUAUUUGAUUAGAAUCUCUGAUCACAAUAUUGUUAUUUUCCAAUCUAUCAUUACAUUUGUGGGUAGUGGUGUAAUAACCAGCGUCGUCGUAAAUUUCUAACUGUUUUUAUAGUUGCUGCAAGCAUAAGGUACAGGGUUGGUACUGGGUUUACUUAGUAUAUUAAGUGCCAGUAAGCAAAAAGGUUUUUUGAAAAAUACUAACUUAAAUCUUUGCACUAUAAUAUGUCAGUGUAUCUCAUGUGGCAUGCUUAAUUCACCUGAAAUUGUUUUCAUCAGUAUGUCAACUUAGUGUUAUACAAUGGAAUAUUUGCCUGUUACAACUAUUCACUUCACAAGUCCAUAAUAUUUUACUGCGAUUCUAGUGUCAACAUUGCUGAAUAUGUUUACAUAUGUGUAUAUCUGGUGUAUAAUGUUUAAAUUAUUGUCAGGGUUUUUAAAGUUUAUGCGCUGAAUACUUUCUGGACUGCAUAAAAUGUAUUGUAAGCAUUUAACAAAUUUCUUCAAGUUUGUGUUUUUGAUAGAAACAGCCUGUUUUCCUUGAUACCAAAGGGGGUGCCAGUGUCAAAGUGAGAAUGCACAGGGAUUAUUUAUUUUCCUUACUGUACUUUAAUCUCACAGCAAGAGACUUGCAUCUUCUAUCUCAAGCUUGUUUUAAGCACACAGACGUCAGUCUGGCUGAUGGUAAAGAUUUACCAAGGGUCCUGAACUAAGGAGUGGAGAAUUCAUCUCCUUUCCAACUAUUGAUCCCCAUGUCUCUUGGCAAGCAUGUCUUUUCGUGGAAAUCAAGCAAGGGCAUAAUUUGAUUGGACUGUCAUUUUCUUGGGAUUUGUAGCCUGCCGACACACUCGAUAAGCUUUGAGCAUAAAAAAGAUAAUGUACUGAUUUGCUGGUGACUGCAAAAUUUGUUUCUUGAUUUUAGGAUGGAGAAAAGUUAGGUCGAGCUGGGUGCAGGCAAGGAGAGAAGAACUUCCUACUUUUAUCCUGAUUGAACACUUGCUUAUUUAGGCCGCUGGUGUUUAUUACUUCACUAAGGAAAACUGAAUGGAAGGAAGCACUGAAUCUUAAUGAAAUAAUGCACUUCACUCCUGGAUUAAUGCAAUGCUGUUAAGUAUGAUGUAGUGACUAAGCUUGCUCAGCAUCAAAUUCAGUUCUGCUUGCUAAUGGUGCUUGAUGGCACUGUUGAACUAUUUAUCUACACUGCAUUAAUAAAUCUCCCCUAGUUAGGGGAUUGUAGUCAAAUUUGUUGCCACAGGUCUGGACAUGGAGAAAAAUCAGCAUAAAUCUGAUAAGCAAAUCAUGCUGCUGGCGACAGUGUAGAGGCCCCUCUUCCAUUUUGAGGUCAGAAUCAAAUUCUGCUGAGAUGUGAUGCCUCCAGCACCAGCAGAGAGUAGUUUGGCACAUACAUUUUUUUCAGGGUAAAGUACUGAAGCCCAUCCAGUGUCUGUGAAAAGCAUGUACCAGCAGUCAGCAAAAUAAACUUUGCUUGUGACUCUCCUUAUUAGAUAACUGUUGAUGACUUUUUAUUUAUAAACAAAAGGAGUUGGGCCGGAAAUAGUUACGUCACGUGCCAGGAAAUCAACAAAACUCAGGAAGGAUAGUCUGUUGUAGAUGGGGUUGACAGAAGAUAAAUGAAGGAUGAUUGCCCUUUUGGGAUAAAAGCUGUUGUCUGAAGACAGGUAGGAGAGAAUGCUGCAUACAGGAUGUAACACAGAUGAGUGUAGAUUAAACAAGUGUUCAGGAAUGUGUAGCUUAGGUGGGUUAUAAGGGGAUGGGUCUGAGUGGGAUACCCCAAGGGUUGGUGUGGACUUGUUGGGCCACUGGGCCUGUUUCCACACUGUACGGAUUCUGUGAUCUAUUCUAUGAGUAACACUUCAUUUGGUGAUUUUUUUUUUCUUGCCUGUGAAUUCCUUAGAGGUCUCAGUUAAUGGCUUAGCAGCGGCUCUAUUUCCUAUGGCAUAGUAAGCCAGAGAAACUCUCGCCUUUCUGAAUUUCACUUCUUCCUUUUUCUCCCCUGAGGGCACUGACUGUGGUUGUGGUACAGUCGCACAAGCCGUGCCAACUUGAACCUCACUCAAGAAUUUCCUUCUUUGAGACUAUAGAGCAUGUGCUGGUGGGUUAUUAUUAAUCAGCAACAGGAAAGAAGAGAAAUUAUAAUCAUUUUUAAGGUUCUGAGUGUUGCCUAAAGUAAAUAUGAUGCUCUUCGACACAGAUGGUGUGAGGAACUAUAUUACUGUAAAUAUAAUGUAUUUUGCUCAACAGCUUUGUCAUUGAACAUUUUUUGUAAUUGUGAGAACUCAGUCUCCUUUUAAGUGAAAUGCAGUAGUAUGAAGUAGAAGUGUGAGGCAGUGAGUUACUUCAUUAAUAAUGCUUUGUUGAAUCAACUAAAUUAGGGAAACCAGUUCUUUUUUAAGCUGCUGGAGAAAUGUUAACCUAUCCUUUAAGCAAUAUUAGAAUAUACUUGCAAGACAAUCUUGCAAUUUAUAGUAAAUUGUACGUGAAGCACUUAAGGAUUUUGAGGCCUAAUAUUGUGUGUCAAUGCCAGUUUUUUUUAACGUGUGAUCAUCUGGGAACACUUUUAUUUGUUUUUGAUAGAUUUGAAAUGUGUAUCAUUUACUUUUUAAUAUUGAUUUAACAGCAUCUUCUUGCUAAAAGGUGAACGAUGAUUAUUUGUCUAUGGUAACUUCGUUUGCCUAAUAGGACUUUUUUUUUAAAAAAGGUGAUGUUUAUCCAAUAGGGUAUGCUAUUGUUCAGGCCUGUGUUGUUUUAGUUUGUCCUUGAAUUGAGAUGUACUUUCUUUGUAGGUAUUGAUACCUAUUCUGUUUGGUAUCCACUCUGCCAGUAGUCUGUACAACCAUCAGUCUGCUUUUCUAUUAGAAGUUUGGAUCCCAAUGUAGAUUGAAAAUUCAGUCUGGGCAGUGAGCUCCAUCAAUAUUUAAGUGCAACUUUGUAGCAAUAAUAAAGGACUGACUGUGCCACCAGUG